Molecule: messenger RNA, 474 nt
Organism: Penicillium roqueforti
Lineage: Eukaryota; Fungi; Ascomycota; Eurotiomycetes; Eurotiales; Aspergillaceae
Exons: 2
Coding region: 1-474 (157 amino acids)
Source: RefSeq, a predicted model, not a curated record
AUGAGUCCAAACCCCUCCAGCGACUCAUUGUACCUGGAUUCCAAUGUUGCACUCGGACAACGGAGGCAAUCCGAGGUCGAGAUGGAGGCAAAUGACGCCGCUUUCCAUAAAGCCGAAGGACAGGAAGGACAGGAAGGUGUUCUUACGGGCAUGAAACAUCAACUCGACUCGAUGGCUCCUGGUGGCUCCAUGUCGGAGUUUGGAAAUUCCGUUAGCUCUGCCGCCCAAGAGAAGAUGAUCGCCGCGAAGGAUACUUUAAUGGACGAAGCGUAUCCUGCUGCGCAGGGAGCCUUACGUACCGUUCAAGGUCACAUUCGCGCCAUUUCAGGUGGAUCAAAUGAAGCUCAGGAGAUGGUACCUCCAGAACCUUCCCAGGAGGAACGCGAAUGCGUUGAUAAAAUGAGCAACGAACAGGUUUGCGAUUUCCUACGAGAGAGACAUAUGAGCAAUAAGCACACACAGCCAACAAAGUAG